Messenger RNA from Struthio camelus australis, 2806 nucleotides. Lineage: Eukaryota; Metazoa; Chordata; Aves; Struthioniformes; Struthionidae. The record is from RefSeq and is a predicted model, not a curated record.
CAGGCACUGCAAAUGUUUUUCUCUUUUAACAGCAAGGUAUUGGUCGGCCAAGCGUAUACCAUGCAGUGGUGGUCAUAUUUCUCGAAUUCUUUGCCUGGGGACUGUUGACAACUCCAAUGCUAACGGUCUUGCAUGAAACAUUUUCCCAUCAUACGUUUUUAAUGAAUGGUCUCAUUCAAGGUGUUAAGGGUUUUUUGUCCUUUCUCAGUGCUCCACUAAUAGGUGCUCUGUCAGAUGCAUGGGGAAGAAAAUCUUUUCUUCUCCUCACCGUUUUCUUCACUUGUGCCCCAAUUCCAUUAAUGAGAAUAAGUCCAUGGUGGUACUUCGCUAUGAUUUCAGUGUCUGGAAUCUUUUCUGUUACCUUUUCUGUAAUAUUUGCCUAUGUAGCUGAUGUAACACAAGAACACGAAAGAAUUACAGCCUAUGGACGGGUAUCUGCCACCUUUGCAGCGAGUUUGGUAACUAGUCCUGCCAUUGGAGCGUACCUGUCUGCCAGCUAUGGAGAUAAUCUUGUUGUGCUAGUGGCCACAGUGGUGGCUGUUGUGGACAUCUGUUUUAUCCUGUUAGUUGUACCAGAAUCUCUACCUGAAAAAAUGAGGCCUGCUUCAUGGGGAGCUUCUAUAUCAUGGGAACAAGCAGACCCUUUUGCGUCUCUAAAGAAGGUUAGAAAAGAUUCUACAGUUCUCCCGAUCUGUAUUACAGUGUUUCUCUCCUAUCUGCCUGAGGCUGGCCAAUAUUCUAGCUUUUUUCUAUAUUUGCGACAGGUUAUAGGUUUUGGAUCUGUUAGUAUUGCAGCGUUUAUAGCUGUGGUAGGAAUUCUGUCUAUAAUAGCUCAGACUGUGUUUCUGAGUGUCUUGAUGAGGUCAAUAGGGAACAAAAACACGGUUCUUCUUGGCCUUGGUUUUCAGAUCCUUCAGUUGGCUUGGUAUGGUUUUGGAUCUCAGUCUUGGAUGAUGUGGGCAGCAGGAGCUGUAGCUGCAAUGUCAAGCAUUACAUUCCCAGCAAUCAGUGCUCUGGUUUCACGGAAUGCAGAAUCAGAUCAACAAGGUGUUGUCCAAGGAAUAAUAACUGGAAUAAGAGGACUGUGCAAUGGCCUGGGACCAGCGCUGUAUGGCUUUAUUUUCUUUCUCUUUCAUGUGGAGCUCAAUGAAUUGCCACCUGAUCAGAGUUCUGGAAAAAAAACAAUGCAAGAUCCCAGUGAUGAAAGAGCAAUCAUUCCUGGUCCGCCCUUCCUGGUUGGAGCAUGUAUUGUUCUUCUGGCUUUUCUGGUGGCCUUAUUUAUUCCUGAGCACAGUAAAGCCAACAGUACAAGAAAACACAGCAACAGCAUCAACAGUACGGUGAGCAACAACUUGGACAGAGGGAGUGAAGAGGACAUUGAACCACUCCUGCAAGACAGCAGUGUAUGAAGGCUAACUUCUGAGGACACUUGAAGAAAUUCGUGUGCUGAAUUGUAGAUCUGGAAGCAGGGUAGGAUGUGCUGAGUAUCUGGCCUCCAAUGGGAAGGUUACCGUGUGCAAGGGAGGGCACAUGCUGUGUGAAUACUCAAAUCUGUACUUGCGGCUGAUUCCAUACUUGCAGGAGGGUUUGUUUAGCGUAGGAGGUCACAACUACUAGAUGUGAUUCCAUAUCCAGGACCUAAUAAUAAGUGACUGCAAAUGCAUGUCAAAUCCUGGUAUUGGGUAAAAACCUUAACAUGCAGACGUAGUGGAAACUUUAAGUUGAACGUUCAGUUCCCAAAGUCAUAUGCAAAAUGAUCCAAUUUGAGACGGAACGCAGUUUCUGCCACCACGGUUAAAGGUUAUUUUGUGUUUCUUAUGCCUUUUGUCUGCAUGCAUGCCCCGUAUAGUCCUCAUGGAUAUGAGAGGGACUGAUCUAUAUUGUUCUGGUAUCCGAAAUAUUAUUUAUUCGUAAAGGUCAUUUUGAAUUUCUUGACAUAUUCUCAAAUAUUACUAACUUGGAAUCCAGUCGUUACCAGAAGGCACUGAUGAUGAUAACCUGAGGUGACUGCAGAACGUGAAUGAUUACACGUGCCACUCAUUGCUCCUAGAUGAAGAUCAUUUCGAUGUCUUAAACCCAUGUUUCAGAACAAUCUGUACUGAGCAAUUAAAGCAGAUCCAGAUGGCGCCUGAGAGCACUGGUCACAUUAACGUUUUGCUCAUAGGAAGAUAAAGUUGAAUGAUGUAAUGUUCAGCAUCAGAAGUAUGGACAUUCCUAACUUCUGAGGCAGGAAAGGCAGUGGGUGCCAGAGAAGUUUACAUCAAGAAAUUUGUAUAUUUACUGCAUUUUGUCACUUUAUCUGCCAUAUGAAAUCUUUCCUAUUAAUUUUCACCCCUGCCUUAACUGCUAAUUGAUGUUCAGUUACUAAUUGUAUUUAGCCUUCUUAUAACUGUCUCACCUGCUGAAUCUCAUGGAUAUAUUCAUAUCAAAUUUCCUUUCUAAAAGAUGCUUUAAAGAAGUUACAAAUGGCUACAAAUGUGCUAAUUUUUAGAGACAUUUUAUGAAAAAAUACAGAUUUAUAUGUAUUUUACUGCAGUGUAAAUGGACCAUUAAACCUGACUUUAACAAAGUACUCUUAUGAAUGUUUUAUAUGUAUGCAAUAUAUGUAGAUAUUUGUAAGGAGUUUUAAUUUUUCCAGAUGAGGUGCUGUGUAAAUCAUGUAUUUAUAAAUGUAAUGAGGGUACUGAUGGAUAUACAGCUUUUUUAAAAGGAUUAUGUAUUGACUGAACAGAUUUUAAAUAUAUAUAUUUUGAAACUUGUUCCACAUGAGCAGAGAUAACCAACCUUUUGUACUAUGCAGUUUGGU